CCGGCCUGGGACAAAGUUCCCUGGGCAGGCGGCGGCUUCUCGGAGCCGCUUCAGAGCCUGUGUGGGGUGCAGAGAAGACCCUCCCUGAGAGGUUUGAGGCUGCCCGCUGAGCUCCCCUGCCAUGGCUGACACCAUCUUUAGCAACGGGAACGACCAGUGGGUGUGUCCGAACGACAGGCAGCUGGCGUUGAGGGCAAAGCUCCAGACAGGCUGGUCGGUGCACACCUUCCAAACAGACCGGCAGAGGAAGACCCAGGCGCUGAACGCAAAGGAAAUGGAGGUCAUCCUGGAGGUCAUCCGUAGGGCGGAGAAAAUAGAUGUUACUGAGCAACAGAGGAUUGGGCGCCUGGUGGAGCGGCUGGAGAACAUGCGGAAGAACGUGAUGGGGAACGGGCUGUCCCAGUGCCUGCUCUGUGGGGAGGCCCUGGGCCUUCUGGGGAGCUCCGCUGUCUUCUGCCAAGACUGCAAAAAGAAAGUCUGCACCAAGUGUGGCAUCGAGACCCCGGGCCCCCAGAAGCGGGCCCUCUGGCUGUGCAAGAUCUGCAGCGAGGAGCGAGAGGUCUGGAAGCGGUCCGGCGCUUGGUUCUACAGAGGGCUACCCAAGUUCAUCUUGCCCUUGAAAAACCCCAGCAAGCCCCCAGAGCCGCUCCGGAGGCCUCCCCACGUGGGGCCGCCAACGCCAGACGCCAAGGGCCUGUCUGCAAGCCGCUUGUAUACCUGGGCCAGAGGAAGAGUGGUUUCCAGCGACAGCGAGAGCGACUCUGAAUUCAGCUCGUCCAGCCUGGAUGACCGGUCCUUAGCGGCAGGAUCGAAGGGUUUUAAGAUCAGACAACACCGAGCCGAGCUGGUUUCCGGUAGCGAGGCUGCCCGAGGGCCCAGCAGAAGUACCAGCCGGGCCUUGGGGAGCAUCCCGUCCGAGAGCCAGAGCAGCCUGGGCAGUGAGCGAGGUGGAGGCCUGAGCGCCACGGAGAGCUACCAGAGCGACCUGCUGGCUGACGACGACGACAGCGAAGCCCACCGCAGCGGCAUCACUGGGAAGCGGCGUCUCCCGACAAGCCCCUGGUGCUGAUGGGAAAGAAGCUCCUUGGCGGGACCGGCCUCUUGGGCCCGACUGGCCACGCGGGACUUGGCGUGGUGGUGGACCGGAACUCUGGGCGACAUACGGACCCGCAGCGGCCUUGAUGAUCCGAAGCCGCCACUGCGGAGAUGGGGCCGUGGCCGUGGGCGUCUGUCUGUUGCGCCGUUGUGUGUUGCUGCUUUGCUGCCCCGACAGAGCCGGCGCUGCUGGGGUUCUGAGGAGCCCCGGGGCACGCGGAGGCCUGGUGUGACCCUCUCCAUGAAAGGAUCCUGACUGUGAGCGUGGAGAUCCCGCCGGAGGAACGUUUCGUGGGGAAAGGCAGCGUCACCGUCCGCCGGAAAGGGCCCUCUGGCUCCUUGCGCAAGCUCCAGAUGUUUCCCGUGCAUUCUCUCCCCCACCUGUCGUCCCCCUGCCCUGAUGGACUCCUCCGAAAAAGCACCGAAGGGGAUGGAUUCAGUUGUGUGCCAAGGGUGUGUGUGUGUGUGUGUGUGUCUCACGGCUUCUCCUUCCAGGAUUGGGGGGCGGGGGGAGAAUUGAAGAGGGCAAGUCAGCAGUCGGCUUGGAGAGGUGGUGGUGGGAGUUGGGGACGGGCGGGGUGCCCAAGAGCCCUCCCCGGUACAGAAGAGGGUCCCUCGUGGCAGAUGAUCUGGCUGGAGAGGUGGCAGCCAGGGAACUGUGCCUUUUCUUGCAGCCUGGAAAGGGUUGUUCCUCCAAGGGGAGGGGGAGGGAGGCUGGGGCUUCUGGCCGUGGGGCAGCGGUGCCAACAGAAGGCCUGCAUUUGCCCUCAACCUCCAGCCAGUGAGUGAGCAAGCUCCGUUGCAGAGCUUACGUGGGUGAAAGUGGGAAGGGAUUUGACAGCUCUUUGGGCUUCUGGUUGCCUGCUGGGGGCUGCUGAUACCGCCCAGAAGGCCAAAGCGGCCCCUCCUGGAGGAAGAGUGACAUUUGUGGGACCGACUACCUGUGGAAUGACGUCUCUCUAGCUUCCAUCUGUCUUUGCUUGUGCUGACCGUGGCUGGUACUGGCCCCCCCCCCCCGCUGAAGUCUACCCACCACCCAGAAGGGGUGUUCAAGUGGGUCUUCAUCACCAGUUAGUCCCGGGAAUUAAAAAGCACACUAGAGUACGCACGUGCCCCCUUGCCUCUCCUUUCUGGCAUAGCCGACCAGGGAGCACCGGAACAGCCCCGACACUCAGACGGGGACGCAAUCACAGUGAGGUCGAAAUCGAGAACUUCCUUUAAAUGCCACUGCAGCAGUAGACGGAGGGGGGUGGAGCGUGGCCAGUCGGUUAGGAACAUAGGAAGCUGCCAUAUCCUGAGCCAGACCCUUGGUCUAUCUAGCUCAGGAUUGUCUUCACGGACUGGCAGCAGCUUCUCCCAAGUUGCAGGCAGGAAUCUCUCUCAGCCCUAUCUUAUAUGAUGUACAAACAACCACUUUGUAUAUAAUUGUGCUUUGGCAACGUAUUGUAUGCUUUGGUAGUUUGUUGGUUCAAUAAAAAAAACCUUGUCCUAUU
Messenger RNA from Hemicordylus capensis (graceful crag lizard), 2588 nucleotides. It is a transcript of the gene RPH3AL, whose product is annotated as rabphilin 3A like (without C2 domains). Lineage: Eukaryota; Metazoa; Chordata; Lepidosauria; Squamata; Cordylidae. The transcript has 9 exons. Gene Ontology annotation, biological process: intracellular protein transport. Gene Ontology annotation, molecular function: small GTPase binding. The coding region runs from base 122 to 1069 and encodes 315 amino acids. The record is from RefSeq and is a predicted model, not a curated record.